Messenger RNA from Solanum pennellii, 1825 nucleotides. RefSeq names its product transcription factor bHLH91-like. Gene Ontology annotation, molecular function: protein dimerization activity. Lineage: Eukaryota; Viridiplantae; Streptophyta; Magnoliopsida; Solanales; Solanaceae. Gene Ontology annotation, biological process: anther wall tapetum development; regulation of DNA-templated transcription. The transcript is spliced from 5 exons. The coding region runs from base 217 to 1626 and encodes 469 amino acids. The record is from RefSeq and is a predicted model, not a curated record.
ACCAACCUUUAUUUGCCAAUCCCACAACAGCAUCUCUCAUUCUCUCUACUAUACUUUUUCUCAAAAUUCUUCCUUUUUUGUUUUCUGUUUCAUCUUUUCUUCUUCAGAACUGUUCAACAGCUUCCCUUGUUUUGUUCAUCUGCUACUUUCUUGAUUGCAAACUUUUUAUUAGUACCAUAAGUUUAGGUCUGCAGAAGUAGAACAGAAAAAAAGAAAAUGUAUGUUGAAGAAAGUGUUUGUUAUGAUCCUGCUACUCAUCAUGUGCAGCAUGAAGGACUAACAGAAGAUGUUUUUGUCAUACAAGAGCAUACAUAUCAUAACAACAAUGAUUCCUCCCAACAAGAUGUAGCUGCUGCAGCUGCAGCGGCCGCGUUGGAGAUGGAAUUUCAACAUCAAUUGAAUCAUGAAAUGGAACAAUGUUAUAAUAAUAAUAAUACUCAUAACAACAACAAUAAUAUUGUUAAUGAAGGGUUAUCUUGUGAUCAAUCGAAUUGGGGAGAAAUGAAUUUUCCUCCAUACCAAAAUCAACAACACAAUGAUAAUGGUAACAGCAACAACAACUUUCAUCAACAAGAUUUCUCGAAUCCGAUAUCUGAACCUCCAUAUUUGACAACCCCUGAUCUUCUCAACAUGUUUCCACUACCAAGAUGCACACAAUCAUCUUUGCUUCCUCAAAAAUCCCCAAAUUUGUUAACUUCAUUAGGCCUUAUUGGUGACAUUGAUGGCGGCGGUGCGUCAACUUCAAGAGCAAUAUAUGAUCCUUCUUCUUUAGUACUCCCAUUGAAUCUACCCCCACAACCCCCUUUACUAAGAGAAUUGUUCCACUCUUUUCCACAUGGCUAUGGUUUGAGAAACUUGAGAAGCAACAACAAUACCUCUUUCUUUAAUGGAUUGGAGGAAACAGAUCAAGGUUUAUACCAAGAAAAUGGAGAAACAAGGCCUUUUGACAAUGGGAUUUUUGAGUUUUCUGGUGGUAUGAAUGAUAUAGCCAAAAAUAGAGAGGGUAUAAAAGAGACUAAACAUUUUGCUACUGAGAGGCAGAGGAGGGUGCAUUUAAAUGACAAGUAUAAAGCUUUGAGGAGUAUGGUUCCAAAUCCAAGCAAGAAUGAUAGAGCAUCAAUAGUGAAGGAUGCAAUUGAUUACAUCAAUGAGUUGAAAAGGGGAGUGAAUGAGUUAAAACUUAUGGUUGAGAAGAAGAGAUGCAAUAAAGAUAGGAUUAAGAGGCAAAAGACAGGAGGUGGUAGUAUUUCCAUGGAUGGUAGUGAUGCAAAGCAAAUAAUGGAUGAAGUGGAACAAUCAUACAAUGGGAAUUCAUUAAGGAGUUCAUGGCUUCAGAGGAGGUCUAAGAAUACUGAAGUUGAUGUUCGGAUUGUUGACGAUGAAGUUACUGUCAAACUUGUUCAGCAAAAGAGGAUUAAUUGUCUUUUCUUUGCAUCUAAAGUUCUUGAUGACCUUCAAUUGGAUCUUCACCAUGUUGCUGGUGGACUUAUUGGUGAUUACUAUAGCUUCUUGUUUAACUCAAAGAUUUCUGAAGGAUCAACUGUUUAUGCAAGUGCAAUAGCCAAGAAGCUUAUUGAGGUUGUGGACAUACAGUACGCAGCUAUUGCACCAACUAACAGCUAUUAACUAAGUUUUCAGCUCUUUCAUUUAUGAUUAAUUUCUAGAAGGUUUAAGCAGCCAGAGUGGAUGAUAAUGAUUAAUUUAGUAAUUUAGGAGUAAUAACUUUGUUAAAAUCCAUGGAAUUGAACACAGGAUUGGCUAAUUUACGCAAGUUUAUUUAAUUUGACAUCUUUAAUUUCUAAUAAGGAAUAUAUAUGCUUCAGAA